Durusdinium trenchii is the source of this 549-nucleotide messenger RNA. NCBI's taxonomy places the organism in Eukaryota, Dinophyceae, Suessiales, Symbiodiniaceae. The record is from the annotation of a GenBank genome assembly.
GCUCUGCUGUUAGCUUCGGGUGGUGGCACCACCCUUUGGACACGCGCCCGGGAUGAGUACUUGCGGCUCCAGGGCGAUUCAUUCCUCACCACAGUGGGCAACAUCAUGACCAACGACUUCAGCAAGCUGGUGGCCAGCUCCAACUUGGCGCAUUGGAUGGAAACCUUGGCCAUCAUUGCCACCUACUCUAAUCGAGAAUAUCAGGCUUUGUGCGAGCAGUUAGCAGAACGUCUGGAGAAGGAAAAGUUCGACAUCCGUUCUGCCGUGAUCUGCUACAUUUGCGCCAAGAACUUCCCAAAGACUGUGAACAUUUGGUCCAACACCCAUGUGGCCUCACAGGGAUCUCAAAAGUUGGCCUUGCAAGAUUUGGUUGAGAAGAUGGCGGUGCUACAGGAUGCAACUAAGUUCAAUCAGGCGGACCCCCUCUUUUCGCAGAAGCUGACGAAGUACGCAGAGAUCUUGGCGAAUUCUGGUCGUCUCACUGCCGCCAUGCGGUAUCUUUGCUUACUCGCAGGCAUUGGAAUUACACCGCAGACCCCAAACAGUUGA